AUGUUCGCCAACGCCCUCAAGACGUUCGCGGCAUCCAACAUCUCAGCCAACUACUCCAUCUCCUCCAAUCUGACCGCAGUCGCCGGCCCGUGGAAGAUAUACCCGGCAAAGAACAAGAAGACCGGCAAGGAGUGCUCCGUCUUUGUCUUCGACAAGAAAGGUCUCCUCGAUGCCCACCGCGCAGGACUUAGGGGCGCUGAGGCCGCCGAGGCCAAGCGCGCUGCCGAAGUUGUUGUCGAGCGCUUGAAGAAAGAGGCUCUGGCGCUUGCCAGGCUACGUCAUCCCGGGAUUCUCGAGGUCGUUGAGCCCGUCGAAGAGACUCGUGGUGGAGGCUUGCAGUUCGUCGCCGAGGCCGUGACGGCAUCACUGUCAGGUCUGCUUCAGGAGAAGGAUGACCAAGAGAGAGGUGGCACCACCGGCCGUGCCAGCCGAUAUGUGACCGAGGAGCCGGACGGGACGCGACGACGCCGCGAGAUCGAGAUCGACGAGCUUGAGAUACAGAAAGGCCUGCUUCAGAUCAGCAAGGCGUUGGAGUUCCUGCACGAGAACGCCGGUCUGGUUCAUGGUAAUUUGACACCGGAUGCUAUUCUGGUGAAUGCAAAGUCGGAUUGGAAGCUCGCAGGUUUGGCGUUUUGCAGCCCAGCCGAUUCUUCGAACGCACACUCUUCGUCGAUCCCUCCAAUCAACCUCCGAGAAGCCCUUAGACACGUCCCAAGCCUUCCACGAUCCGUACAGCUGAACCUCGACUACACAUCUCCCGACUUUGUCCUCGACAACAACAUCACUCCGGCUGCCGACAUGUUCUCCAUGGGCCUGCUGUGCAUCGCCCUCUACAACUCUCCACACAGAUCACCCAUUGAGUGCCAUGGCAGCCUGACUUCCUACCAGCGCAUCUUCCAGUCGUCGUCGAGCAUACCGAACUCGUCCAACAACUUCCUCUCGUCCCGCAAGCUCCCUAAGGAGCUCGCCAAUCACCUGCUCCCCCGCCUGAUCACUCGUCGUCCUGCUCAGCGUAUGAAUGCCACCGAGUUCCAGCAGAGCGAGUUCUUCAACAAUACCCUGGUGGCCACUAUCCGCUUCCUUGAUACCUUCCCGGCCAAAACCAUGGCCGACAAGACCAAGUUCCUGAGGGGUCUGGUCAAUGUGCUCCCCUCGUUCCCCAAGUCGGUGAUGGAGAAGAAGAUACUGCCUGCCCUGCUCGAAGAGCUCAAAGACAAGGAAUUAAUUUCUCUGAUCCUACAUAACGUCUUUAAAAUCAUCAGCUUACUGCCCUCGGGCCGGCGGGCGUUUGGCGACAAGGUACGGCCAGCGCUCAAGGAGAUCUUUGUUACCAACGUCAAGCACGAACCAGGCAAGGAGAGGGAGAAGGACCCAGCCCGUGAUGCCGGCCUCAUGGUAGUGAUUGAACAGCUCGGCGUGAUCGGUGAGAAUUGCAACGGCAAGGAGUACAAAGAUGACAUCCUUCCCAUCAUAUUCAGUGCCUUGGACUCUGGGACACCAUCCCUGGUCGACGCGGCACUCCAGAGCGUCCCCAAUAUCCUCCCACAGCUAGACUUCAGCACCAUCAAAAACGAGCUCUUCCCCGUGAUCGCCACCAUCUUCAGCCGAACCAACAGCCUAGCCAUCAAGAUCCGGGGUCUCCAAGCGUUUGUCACUCUCUGCGGCGGCUCCAACGACCCAGGGGACGACGGACUGGACGGUCUCUCCCCCCAAAACAAGAAAGCAACCUCCUCCACCGCGCUCGACAAGUUCACCAUGCAAGAAAAGAUCGUCCCCCUCAUCCGCAACAUCAAGACCAAAGAACCCGCCGUCAUGAUGGCCGCCCUCAAGGUCCUCCGUGUCGUCGGUCGCAUCGCCGACGCCGACUUCGUCGCUAUCGAUAUCCUCCCCAUCCUGUGGACCAUGGCCCUCGGCCCGCUGCUGAAUCUCAAACAGUUCCAGGCGUUUAUGGAACUCAUUAAGGAAUUAUCGGGGAGGGUGGAGGAGGAGCAUAGCAGGAAAUUGGCCGAGCUGGCGAGAGGCGAUCCGACGUCCCCGGCCGUCAAGGACGAUUUCAUGUCGUUUGGCCCGCCGGCGACGGUCGGGUCGCAGUUAGAUGCGAAUGGGACGUCGGAGACGGAUUUUGAGAGUUUGGUGAAGGGGAGCUCGGGGGCGGGGGCGGGGGCGAAUCCGCUGGAUGUGGGGCUGGAGAGUUUGGCGUCGCCGACCGGGUCGGUGUCGUCCAAGAGGUCGACCCCGGCGCCGACGUUCUCGUGGUCGACGGCCCCUGCGGCAGCUGCGCCGGCUUCAUCUACGCAGAAGGGAGCGUUCAGGAGUGUUACUCCGGAUUUGUCCCAUAUCCAGCCUAUUGCGCCGGCGACGACGCAGUUCUCGCAGCCGUUGCAGCCUACAAGUGUUGGUAGUACCGAGCCGAAGCCGCCGACUUCGACGUUCUCGUCGUCGUUCUCAACAGUUACAACACAGCCUAGUACUACAGGGUCGACAUCGAUUGACUGGAGUGCUGCGACUAAGACGAGCGCGAGUAAUAUCUGGUCGACACCUUCUACUACUUCCACAACGACCAACACGCUGGCAUCUUCGCUUGGCUCACUCUCCCUCAACCCGCAAGCACACCAAAAAACCGGCACAUCAUCCUUCUCCCUCCCUCCUCCCCCCGGAAGUACCACUACCACGACCGGUACCGCACGCAGCGGCCUAUCAAGCUUCAGCCUUGCCCCUCCUCCUGGCUCAAAUCUGAACAAGAAGCCCUCUGCUUCCUCCUUCGGCGGCUUGGGUAGCUUGAAUGCGAGCGCUACUGGAAGUGGGCUGAACAGCCUGAACAGUCUUAAUAGUCUGAAGAAUCUCUCCACUUCGACGUCAACCUCAACCGGUAUGGGGAUGGGAAUGGGUAUGAUUUCGAGCAGCAACAGUGGCUUUGGAACGACUAUGGCAGGAGGGAUGAGCUUGAGUAUGCAGCCUCUUCAGCCGAUGAAUGUUUCCGGCGGUAGUAGCAUGAUGGGAAUGGGGAUGGACAGCGGAUUUGGGCAGUCGCACGGACAACAGCAGCAGCAGAGUCAGAAGACGGGGUUGGAUAAGUAUGAGAGUUUGUUGUGA
This is a messenger RNA of Thermochaetoides thermophila DSM 1495, 3093 nucleotides long. RefSeq lists its product as uncharacterized. The record is from RefSeq and is a predicted model, not a curated record. Gene Ontology annotation, biological process: protein phosphorylation. Lineage: Eukaryota; Fungi; Ascomycota; Sordariomycetes; Sordariales; Chaetomiaceae. The transcript is spliced from 2 exons. Gene Ontology annotation, molecular function: protein kinase activity; ATP binding. The coding region runs from base 1 to 3093 and encodes 1030 amino acids.